AUUACCAUCAACACAAUAACAUACCUCUAUUAUACAUUUCUUCACUACCUACCUGACCAAAUAUGGGCGAAUCAAACCCAGGAGCCGGCCACGAGAGUGCCCCCGUGGAAGUAUCAUGGCUGAAGCGUGACGUCCUCCUCUUCGCAGCCAGCAUUGGAGCCACCGCCGAUGAGCUUCACUUUCUCUACGAACUCCACCCCAACUUCGCCGUCUUCCCAACCUACCCCAUCAUCCUCCCCUUCAAGCAAUCCACGCAAGAAGUCAUCGACUUCUACGCCGCACAACAUGACUCUCGCCCCUCCAUCCCCAACGUGCCCCAACUCGACAGCACACGCGUCCUCGACGGCGAACGCAAAAUGAUCUUCUACAAGCCCCUCCCCACCAGCUCCGCCGGCAGAAAGUUUCUCUCGAAAAAUAAAGUCAUUGGUGUCUAUGAUAAAGGGAAACCUGGGACUGUAUUGGAAACUCAAACGGAUAUUGUUGAUGCUGAGACUAAUGAGGUCUAUGUGAGUGCGAUUGGGAGUGCGUUUUUUGUCGGGCAGGGAGGUUGGGGUGGGCCGAAGGGUCCUAAGACGAAGAAUUUUCCUCCUCCUGAGGGCAAGGCGCCGGAUGUGGUGUGGGAGAAUCAGACGAGUGAGGAGACGGCGGUGUUGUAUCGGUUGAAUGGAGAUUAUAAUCCUUUGCAUAUUGAUCCGACGCCGGGCAAGAAGAUGGGCUUCGGUGGUGUCAUCAUUCAUGGACUCUACUCGUGGAACACAAGCGCUCAUGCCCUCGUCAAGUUGAUCGGAGGCGGAGAUCCUGCGAGUAUCAAAGAAUAUGGAGCACGAUUCGCUUCGCCUGUCAAGCCCGGUGAUAUCACUGUCACGGAGAUUUGGAGAACGGGAGAUAAAGAUGGCGAGGGUUGGGAAGAGAUCCGAUUCCAGGUCAAGGUCAAGCAGACGGGUAAGGUGUGCUUGAGUAAUGGACGGGCGAAGAUGAAGGCGAAGGAUGUUGGUGGUAGUAAGCUGUAGAGAUAUAUAUCUCUUUCUUUUAUUAGCUCGUGGAUGCAUUUGAUG
Messenger RNA from Sphaerulina musiva SO2202, 1055 nucleotides. Its product is annotated as Thioesterase/thiol ester dehydrase-isomerase. NCBI's taxonomy places the organism in Eukaryota, Fungi, Ascomycota, Dothideomycetes, Mycosphaerellales, Mycosphaerellaceae. The coding region runs from base 63 to 1010 and encodes 315 amino acids. The record is from RefSeq and is a predicted model, not a curated record. The transcript is spliced from 3 exons. Gene Ontology annotation, cellular component: peroxisome.